Mucor mucedo is the source of this 717-nucleotide messenger RNA. RefSeq lists its product as uncharacterized. The record is from RefSeq and is a predicted model, not a curated record. NCBI's taxonomy places the organism in Eukaryota, Fungi, Mucoromycota, Mucoromycetes, Mucorales, Mucoraceae. Bases 303 to 623 code for a protein of 106 amino acids. The transcript is spliced from 3 exons.
CACUAUGGUGGACAUACCAGCAGCUGUGAAUUAAAUGGCAACAUAACUGCCAUUUUUUUUAUUUGCUCGAUAUCCCCAGCCAAUAAGAUUCGAGCAAAAGAUUGAUACAAAUGAUCAUAAUAUCAUAAAAAAAACAAAAAUGCUUCAAAAACAUUUCUGGAACCGUCAAUAUGUAGUUUAGAUGUUAUAGAAACUAUCUCAAAGUUAAAAUUAGAUUGCUAUAUGCCAAAAAAUCGAUGCAAUAUUGAUCCGAAUUUGAUGGGUUACGGUAUAAAAAAUGAUUUUUUGCGCUUGUGAAGCAAAUGGUAACAAGUUGCCAUUUUUUUACUUAUUUUUUUUUAAAAAAAAAAGAUAUUGCGCCUGGAAAAACUUCGAAUGACAAGGGAUUCAAAAUUUACCAGUGUAAGAGAAUGUGGUAUGCUAAAAGCUUGUUAAGGGAGAGCUUUAAAAGUGACAACCAAACACACAGAAGAAGGAAUCAACAAGAUCUCGAUAGUUCACACUCUAUCAAUGACGCUUUCGAAGAUAUGGGUCGCGAUGAGUCCCCCAUCAUAGCGGACGUGCUUUCUCCUCCACCAGAGGUAGCGAAUGAACCUUCACGUAAAAGAACCAGAAGAAGAUAAUAGUCGUGUCUGGUCGACAUGAUUGGUCCAUUCUGGAUUUUAGCUUCUUUAUUAGUGUGUAUUUUAGCGUUCUUUUAGCUUACAAUUUUUUCUC